GGGGAACCUAAAAAAGUAUGGAUGUAUUAAAACUGAUCUGAGAGUUAAGAGAUAUUAAAGAAGAUUAAAUAAUCAAGAUGAAAAUUCUAGCUUCUUUAAUUGAAAUUGUGUAUGUCAAAUCUGGGGUCGUUAGGUUAGGACAAGAAGUAAUCAGUGGUAGGAGAAAUUUUUUUGUUUUUCUCCCCGCAUAAAUGCAAAUGAAAUGCAAGCGAGGGCAAUCGUGACGUCACGAGGGUUGUGGGUUUCUUAUUUCCUGCCAUAAGUCAUAUCGUCUAGUCUGUAUGAAAAUACGCAUGGCGGGGGACUUACUUCCUCUCGUCUCAUCAAACAUCCUAGGCACAGCCUUUUAGAUUCGCUAUGUGAAAUCCUUGGUGUUGUGAUCGAUCGACAAGACUGCCAAAUCUUUAGUUCUGUUGGCUUAUUAUGUCCCAGUUCAAAGUUGAAAAAGUCACCAAAGUAAAAGGAUUGUCAGAUCUAUCUGAGAAAGCAAAAAUCGGGGAAAGGACCGAAACCACUACCAAGCGAAAUCGAGGAGCUGCUACAAGCAACGAACGCCCUGGCCCUGCGCAAGGCAGACAUACGUCGCUAAAGAAAUCUGCUUCACCUUCGAAAUCCGCAUCCAGUGAGGCUUCUGUGGCUAAAUCCACAGGAAGAACCCCAAUUUCACACCGUACUACUCCACCAAAACCUGCUACAAGAACAAAAACAACCACUCAGCAGACUUCAACAACAGCUGCCAAGAUUUGUACAGCUUCUCAGCAAAGUAAACAACCUUCUGGCUCUGCUAAAGAUGUCUCGCCAACCAAGAAAAAACCAACCAAUCAGCAGGGAGUAACACCUGCUCCACGCACAAGGACAACUGUUGUCACAAAACAAUCAUCUCAAAAGACUGUGAAGGAACCAAACAGCAAGAAGAAAAAUGAGAUCAAGAAAGAGAAUAGCUAUGAUGCUAGUGACAGUGACUCGGAACAAGGAAGUGUUGAUCGAUUGAACACUGAUGGUGACUUCGGCUAUGAAACAGGCUCUCUUGACGACAGUGAUGUGUCAACAGGAGAGCUUCUUAGCCCGUCAGCCAAGGAUGAGAAUAAGACUAUUUUAAGUCCUGACCAAAGUGAGACUACUGGUUAUUCAUACGCUGAUGUUGAAUUUAGACCACUGUUGGUCACAAAUGAUGGAGGUAUAGCUACACGGAACCCAGAGAAAUCUCCUUCAGAAGAGGAUAUUUCACUUUCAGUCAGUGACAAUGCCAUCAAUGACCGCAGAUCUUAUACUUAUGCUGGAGAUGAAUUUCGUCCUUUGAUUGUGACAGAGAGCGGAGGCAUUGCUGCUCCUGUUGAAAGCAGGAAGUCGUCAAAAGAUGCUGAUAGUGGAAAUGCUAAUGAAAGUAUCAAGUGUAGCAGUGGGGGUAGAAAAAUGCUGAUGGAAUACGAAGAGGUUCAAAUUGUUGAUGGUGGCUAUGACAGAUCAAACAUUAAAUUAACAUCUGCUAACCAAAGAAAUGUGGCUGAAAAUGAUGAUUUGCAUGCUGUUGGACCCUUGAAUGAUGUCUAUGCUGUUGUUCAGAAAAAGCCAAAGGAAGCAGAUUUAAAAGAAUCUAAAGACAAUGUAGUACAGAAACAAAGUACUCCAGUACAGAGACCGAUAGUUGAGUUGGGUGAGGUUGCACCGGCAAUCCCUGGGGGAUGUAAAGAUUCAAACAUGUAUGAAGCUAUUACAGGAGAGCUUCAAAAUAUGAUCAUGGCUUGUGAUGAGGUAGAGCUGAAUGAGAAACCAGCCAGGACGAAUUCCAAUGAGAGAAAGGUAUCUUCAGGAGAUAAAAAAGUGCCACCACCCAUCCCAAAGCCUUACUCAGGACCAGGGUUGAAUGCAUCAAAGGAACUGUUGAUACAAGAAGCACCAGGAAAUUGUGAUUCAGAAACCACAGAAGUCAUUUCACAACCAGUGUAUGCCACUGUACAGAAAAAACCCAAAGACAAACCAGAAGGGGAGAAAUUAUCUGGUGAAACAGACAGCAAAAGACCUGCUGAAGUGCCAUCACAAGAGAGCCAGCCAACAUAUGCUGUGGUGCAGAAGAUUUCAAAACCACAACAGAGUGGUUCAGUUGAAUCGCUUGAUCAGCUAAGAAUACCAGUGAUGUCUGGUGAUGAUGACGAUGAUGAAGCAAGUGAAGAAGAAUUACCACCACCUCUUCCUUCAAGGUUACCCAAUCUUGAGGACACCAUGAAAAGAACUGAACCCUCUGAAAAUGUCUUUCAGUUUGAUAAAGUGGAAAAACCAGAAGAAAAGUCAAAGAAGGGUGGUUUCAAAAUGUUUAAAAAGAAACAUCGGCGCCAGCUGUCAGAUGGAAAUGUUGUUGCUAAAAUGAAAAAUGAUAGUGAAAGAGGUGACUUCCCCCCCAGUGCAGGGGAUAAAAACAAAUUUCACCAUCGCCGUUCAAAAUCACAAGCAGAUGUAAUGAAAAUGGGGGAAAACGGCGAGGGUUCACUGAUACCAAUACAAACCCAAGAUAUGUACACAGAAAUUACAAUUCCAGCUAACAAAGCAAAGAGUUCUUCUGAUGAAGUUCCACCAGUGAAGCCUUACUUGGAAGUUGACAUAACAGAACCUCCACACACUCCUACAGAUAUAAAGAAGGAGAAGAAAUCCAUGGAAGGGGACGGAGAGGAUCAGAAUGCUCCAUAUGAGUUGCCUGAGGGGUGGAGGGAAGUAAAGGGUGAUGGUGGUACAUAUUACUGGCAUGUCGCAUCUGGAACAACUCAGUGGACCCUCCCUCAGGUUGCAACAAGACCAAAGAAGAGGUCAACUGAAGAACCCAAACCUGUGGAAACUACAGAGAGGCAGAAGGUACUCAGUUUCCCAGUGCAUUCUAUGGGUUGGAUUGAACUUGAAGAGAGUGAAGUGGCACCACAUAACAUGAGCGAGACCAUAGCUGAGUGCAUCUCCACACUGGCACAGAAAAGAAAGGAUCUCUGGAACACUACAGAGACAUGGGGAGAGGGAAAGGACAUAAGAUUGUUGUUAGAAGGAGACACCUUAAAACUUGUAGAACCAAGAAGCAAAGUCACAUUGCUAGUCCAACCUGUCUCAAAAAUGAGAGUGUGGGGAGUUGGCAAAGAAGAUCAGAGGGACUUUGCUUAUGUUGCACGAGAUCCUUCAACUGGUAAACACAAAUGUCACAUGUUCCGUUGCCAUGGUAAUAUUUCUGGCCGUGCAAUCACGAAUGCAUUGCAUGACAUGUGUAGUAAAAUCCUGGAAGAAAAGAAGAAAGCACAGGAAAGCAGUAGGAAAACAUCGAUCCAAAAGCCGUGGUCUGACAUCAUUAACACUCCACCGCCACCAUCAGCAAGAGAUAAUGCAAGUUUUAAUGAAAAACCACAUGUGGAACCCAAGAAGAGCUUUUCUGCUAAAUAUGUUGGGUGUAUAGAUGUACCCAAACCAACAGGUGUGGAGAUCUUGAACAAAGCAAUCAGCAAACUAAUGAGUAAAGGCACCAAUACAUGGAGAACAAUCCUAAUUGAAAUCAGCAUCUCAAACAUUAGGAUAACAGACUGUACGACUCAAGAGUUAAUUUCAGAAGACAGAGUCAGAUUCAUGGCAUUCUUUGGAGUUGGAAAGGAUGAAAGACUGUGUGGUUAUAUUGUAAGCACUGCUCCUGAAGUGUAUGUGUGCCAUGUGUUCCAAUGUGCUCCUAAUGCCGCACCUCUGACCAAGGCAUUAGCUGAAGCAUGCCAGCUACGUUUCCAAAAGUGUGUAGAUGCUCAUCCGGAAAUUAUGCAAAAAGUAGUCACUGCUGAGCAAGAAAAGGCAAAAGAAAAACCUGACAAAGAAAAGGAUAAAGCUGGUUUUAUGACAAGUGUUCAAGGGUUACUUGGAAAGCUUGGGCCAAAGAAAGGGGGAGGGAAGAAGGAGGAAGGAAAUGCACCUGAGAGCAAACCAGCUUCCAGCAACAUCCCAGUGAUAACUUGUAAGCCGUCACAUACCUUUAUGGUGAAGUACUAUGGUGCCCUGCCUGUGGCUGUGGGUACAGGAAUAGAGACAGUGGAGGAAGCAGCUAAGCAUCUGGCUGGAGGAACUCUGUUAGUUUGUCAGUUGGAUGUCGCUCUUAAUGGCGUGACGCUUUACGACAGUCAACGGAGUUCAUUGUCAAAGAGGAACCUGGAUGCUGAUACUAUAUCAUACUGUGGUCUUACAAGUAACAGAAGCCAUUUUGGUCUCAUACAAAGCAUGGGAGGAGGAAAAUAUGUUUGCCAUGUAUUUGCAGAAUACAAGACCAAAGCUGGGCCUAUUGUUGCUGCCAUUCAUGAGACACUGUGAAGAGCAAAGCGCAGAUAUAACAGAAACAAAAUCAGUUAAAUGGAAUCAAUAAAAGCUUAUUUACAUUAUGUUAAAUAAAUAAAUAAAUAAAUAUUUGGUAUCUUAAAGUCCACUGGAUUGUAUUCCAUUGAUGGUAAUUAUCAAACAGGAAUUGUGUUAAUAGUUUUAUGACAGUAAUCACUGAACCUUUUGGGGAGCAGCCAUGGAAUUAUCAGUUAGGUUUGCUGAAAUGCAAUAUUAUUGUUGAUUGAAAUCAAGAUUGGAUUCUUGUGUCUAGAAGCUGCGUUAGUCCUGUCACAUAGUACUCCUUAGAAUCAAAUGAUAGCAAAUGAAAUUUGCCUUGCAAGGGAGUCAUAUCAUAUGACUAACCCUAGAGUAAUAUGAAACUUACCACAAUUGUGAAUUUUGAAAAGUAUUAGUUGAGCAAUAUGAAAUAUGUAAAGAUUUUUGUUAUUUUCUAGACUUCAUUAGUGAGUAAAUGCCAAUUCAGUUGGCUCUCAAUAUGAUUGAGAAGUUUACAGUGGAGAUCUGAUGUGAAGAUGUGAUGUCCACUGUUUUAGUUGUCACAUUCAAUAAUUUAAAAUUUGUUUCUUUUUAUAGAAAUAUUUUUUUAUCUCACUUCUGUUCUUUUAUAGAAUUAUUUUUGUAUCAUUUUGCAUUUUGUGUUUGCUCCAUGUUCAUUGACUUUCAAAGAAUGCAAAAAGUGUCUGAAUUAAUGCAUAGAUGCAUGCAUGCAUGAAUGAAUGAAUGGAGAAAUGAAUGAAUGAAUGAAAAACAGGAAUAAAUAGGAAAGACAAAAUGAGUCUCAUUAAAAUUAUAAAAGAGCAAGCAAUCGGUGCCAGUAAACAAAUGAGGGAAGGAAGAAUGUAAAAUGUAACUGAAAGGGACAAAGUGGAAACAAUAUGGCAUUUGUAGAUAAUUAUUGAUAAAGUUUAUUUAUAUAAACUUCAUUAUCUGAGAUUGAAUGUGCUUGGUCACACUUUUUUAACAAUAAUAUUCUUUGCCUGCUGUCAUUGAUUAGAAAUAUCUCAAAGUGUAGUCUGAAGGGUAAUUAAUCAUUCAACUAAAGAUCAGCUGUGGAAAAAAGAAGCUGGCUGCUGUUUAGGAAAUGAGCCUGUGAUCCUCCCCCUGAGUUUAGGAAGAGAACCAGACCUGAGAGAGCAACGAAAUCAAGCCCAGACUGACCUCUGAUAUUUGUGACAGAGCAAUCUAAAAUAGUGUCACCUUACCCAGUUAUGCAAAGAUUUGAAACUCAAAAAAAGAUAAGCUAUUAGUUAUGGCAACUUUUGAAACAAAAUUUGCAUCUACAUGUAAAUGAGCUUUAUUAGAUAGGACAAAUUGUUAACGGUAUUGGAUAUAGUUAAGGAUAAAUUUGAAUGAAAGGUUUAAAACAGAAUAUUAUCAUGGUUAUUAUUGGGAGGAUCAAGAAAUUUUAAACCCUUACUGGUUUGUGGAGUAGUUUUGGAAAGGGUGUUUUGCAGUUUAAGCCGGUGGAAAAUUACGCAUGGCAAGUUUGUAUUGGGGAAUUUCUGAAAGGUACUUACAUUUUUUUAGGAAGAAUAGUCAAGGCAUAUGAUAACCCUUUUCUGAUAGCUGUGCUUUCAAAAUAAGGCUUUGAAGGAACUAAAUUUAUUUAGUCAGCAUUUUUGUAGUAGUAGACUGAAAGUUAAGUCCUGGAAGUAACAGUUGUUUGUUGAGUGUUUGUCCAGGUGAAGUAUGCCUUAAGAUUAGACUAAUAUUGUGAAGUACCAUACUUAAUACUAACAAAUCACCACAGUUGCUUACUGACAAUCAUGCUGAAUGAACAACUUGAAAAUUAUGAAUCUUAUUCAUUUUGUGGCUACAAUGUUUUUACCAAAAUUAUAAAACUACAGCUGCUGUUUAUUAGUGUGAAACAGUGUAUAUGACAAUGUUAAAUCAUGCUAUUGUGCAGGACAAUUACAUCCUUAAAAUUUAAUCAAAACUGUACCUGGACUUGUGUAGAGAGUUGGUAUACCAAAGCCUGAGAAUAGUAAUGUUACUGUUGGGUUGUUUGAGGUGGAAUCCUAGGAUGUCUUAUGUAGCUUUAAAUUUUUAUGCAGUCAUUGUGUUCUUAGAAUAGUAUUUAUUAUUGUUAUUGAUUGUUAUUGUUAUUCAAACAGACAAUCUGCACUCUCCCUUUGUUGUUACCAUUUCUGUUUACAUUCAGUCCCCUAAAAAUAUUCCUUUAAUAUAUAAUUAACAAGAACAAUUGUUAUUAAAACAGACUAGAGAUUCUCAAGAUUUAUGGGUAAUACAAUUCAGAGUAACUUAAUAUAUUAUAAAUACAAUUACAUGUAUUCAAAUUAUUACUUGAUAUCAUUUAAGUGCAUGAUCAGUGAUGCAUUAUUAUUUUUGUGAUUAAUAUAGUUAGAAUUUUCUUUCAUUUUUUUAUCAAUCACUGUUGGGUUCAUCUAGUAUUUUUUUAUUAACUUUGUUAUCACUGAUAACUGUUGAAGUUAUUUCAUUGGAUGCUACACCUAUUAUAGUCGAGUUGUAGAAUUAUCUACUAGGUACUUAUAAUCUGUCUUGUGUUACGCUGGCUCCGUGCACAUUUGAUUACAAAGAUAAAUUGUGACAAAAACUUGACCUUUCAUUCAUUGUUGAGUUGUAAAUUAAUAAUUAAUCUAUUAACACAAAUAUUAUUUAGAAAUGUGGCUGAAAUUGUUUUUUGUGUUAAGCUAGUCACUUGUACCUUGCUGUUAAGAAUGAUAAUAAUCAAAGAAAAUGGAAAUUUAUGUCAAUAAAAUUGGUCAUCAAGGUG
Molecule: messenger RNA, 7096 nt
Organism: Orbicella faveolata
Lineage: Eukaryota; Metazoa; Cnidaria; Anthozoa; Scleractinia; Merulinidae
Biological process (GO): regulation of DNA-templated transcription
Cellular component (GO): cytoplasm; nucleus
Molecular function (GO): transcription factor binding; amyloid-beta binding
Source: RefSeq, a predicted model, not a curated record